AUUAUUUUAGCGCAUGAGUAGUUUUGCAAUUUUGUCGAAAAUUGAAAACGUUUCUUUAAUCUUACAAAGCGUAAACAAAUAUGGUAGUAAUCUUAUUCAUGGACAUUGUUUUGUUUAACAACAACUUAUUUCACCUUCAAAAUCACGUUUAAUCGAAAAACAAUUAAAAACGGAGACAAAUAAAUAAUUGUUUUCAGAAAGUCUUUUAAUAGAAACUAUUUGAUAAAGAACUAGACAUUAUUUACAGUUUCAAAAAUUUAUACUUUCUAAAUUAAAAGCAAACUUAUAAAUAUCACCAACAGACAAAAAAGUUAAAGUACAAAGCAGAUAUAGACAACAGAGUACAAAACAGAUAUAGAUAACAGAGUACAAAACAGAUAUAAAUAACAGAGUACAAAACAGAUAUAAAUAAUAGAGUACAAAACAGAUAUAGAUAACAGAGUACAAAACAGAUAUAGAUAACAGAGUACAAAACAGAUAUACAGCAAUAAAGACAAUUAUAAUCAAAACCGAGUAUGGGUUUAGAUAACUAUGCAUGCGAAGAAGAUCAUAGAUUAAAACCUUGGGAUAAAACAUUGCCGGUUUUUAAUUCGAUGAAAGUUGGUUCCGAAAAUGAUAUUAGAAAAAGCGAUGAUGUGCAAGAAUCAUCUCUUGAUCACAACAGUAUAUGUUUUGUAACAAAACCAUACGUAGAAAACCCAUAUUGUGUUUUGCCAGAAAAAGGUAAAAACUAUAAUGAACGUGCUCCAUCACAAUUUACCAUUGAAAGCAGAUUUCAAAAUAAUUCAAGAACUUUAUUAUAUAAGAAAACAAACUCAAUGUAUGAAACCACAGAAGUUGAACCAAAAAUAAAGCAUCGCAGAAAACAUAUUAAAGGAUAUUUCUCUGGGAUUGAAGACAACUCGAAAUGCAGCUAUUUAGUUUUUUCUGUCCUUGUUGCAAUCAUAGCUAUAACUUCUGCAGUAAUGGUGUUCAUGAUUCUUUUCGGUGUUAUCAGUGUUCAGAAAUGUAAAGAAUGCAAAUUGUUGGAUUUAAAAAGUGAAAAACAAACUCAAAUUAAUGCAAAUGACGAUGUUAAAUCAAAACUAAAGCAAUUAUCAGAGGAUUUCAAUACAACUAAUGUGAAAACUGAUGAUCUUUAUGCAAAGAUUGUUAAAGAUGAAAUUCGGAUAGAUAAUCUGACAAGACAGUUAAAUGAGCAAAUCAAGUUGUUGCAGUUGCUAAUAAAGAAAAAUGAUGAAAUAGCAAACUUAACACGUGAUGAAAUUAAAAAUUUUACAGAAAAAUUAGAAAUCGAUACAAAAACAGUUUUUGAAAGUCGAAUAAAUUUUAUUGAUGUUUCAUUGAAUAAAGUAUCUAUUAAUAUUUCAUCCAUAAACGAUGAUGUUUAUUGGUUGAAAAAUCAACUGCAUCAAACUAAUAGAUCAAUAUCAAAUCUUACUUUGAGAGAAGGGAUUCAAGGACCACGUGGAUAUAAUGGCUCAGAGGGUCGUCAGGGAAAAUCAGCUAACUUUACAAGUUGCCGCUACGACAAAAAAGAUUCUACUGGAACUGGAAAACAAGUAAAUGCUGAAAUUAAAAAGGACCAAAUUGCUGGCAAAGCUAUUAUCACAGCUUUCUGUACAAUUAGUUCAACGGGCCGGACUGAGUUUGAAAUUAAUGAAAAUCUCCUUAUAUGCAAAUGUAUAUUUGAUUCAGCUGCACAGGGUAACAAGUGUUAUAUUCAUUACUGGCAUUGUUAAUGAAAAAAAAAACAUUUUAGUAUAUUUUUAACGUUUAACUUUAUUUAUAAUUGUACUUUACAGUGUGUACCUCGUGUAUACUAAAUACCUAACGAUUAUAACUAAUGUGUAUAUACUGACGCCUAAUUUUUUUCAUAUAUAAUAUAUUGAUUUUAUAAGCUAUUAUCUUUUUAUAGUACCUUUUUACAUGUUUUCUAAUCUCGGGUUACGCGUAGAGUGUUUAACGUAACACGCAACACGUGACACGUUUGUAAAUAUUAAUAAUUUGUUAUAAAAAUUAAAACCAUUUUUCAUUGCAAAAUCAACGUAUACAUACAUCAAUGCAUACGCUUAAUUCUGACGCCUAGGAUUAUUCGGCAAUCUGAUUGACUAUUUAAUGGUUUUAUUACAUUGUUUUUUAAUACGUGUUUUAAUUUGUUACUUAUAAAAAUUAUUGAUUCAAUCAUUAUUAUAUUUUAGCAUAAGUUUUGUAAAUUAA
Molecule: messenger RNA, 2220 nt
Organism: Hydra vulgaris (swiftwater hydra)
Lineage: Eukaryota; Metazoa; Cnidaria; Hydrozoa; Anthoathecata; Hydridae
Source: RefSeq, a predicted model, not a curated record